CUCUCUCUUUUCUUCGUGUGAACUUAUAUUCAAAACCAAAAAAAUUAAUCUAACAUUAAUAAUAAUGAUGCAAUUUACUGAAAUUUCAAAUUUCCCAACACCAAACACAAUUUCUCUCCAUCAAACUACAACCAUGAUGAAUAGAAUUAGGCCUUGGCCUGGUUUUAGGACUUCGAAACAAAACACUUCCUCUUCUUCUUCUUCAUCGUCUUUAAACAAUAAUAAUAGUAUUAAUAAUUAUAAUUUAGGUGAUGCUAAUUGUAUGGAACAACUUUUAGUACAUUGUGCUCAAGCUAUUGAUAACACCGACGCUACUCCUGCUCAACAAAUUCUGUGGGUUCUUAACAACAUCGCCCCGCCUGAUGGCGACUCUAAUCAACGACUCACUCGCGCUUUCCUCCGCGCUCUUAUCCUUCGUGCUGCUCGUACCCCCGCUUGUAAGUUCAUCCUUAACUCCGCCACUAGCAACAACAACAACAACGGCAACAAUAUUACUACUAGUAUGACUAUUACUAGUAAUAGUAAUAAUGCUAAUAAUAGUAAUACUAGUAGUAGUAUAGCUUGUGGUAUGAACCUAAAUAUACACAAGUUCUCUCUUCUCGACUUGGCUAAUUUUGUCCACUUAACACCGUGGCACCGCUUUGGGUUCACUGCGGCGAACUCGGUCAUCCUAGAAGCUAUUGAGGGUCGCACUGUGGUCCACAUUGUGGACCUCAGUGUGACUCAUUGCAUGCAAAUUCCUACUCUAAUUGAUUCCAUUGCUACUCGUUACCAAGGUAGGCAACCCCCCACGGUUACACUAACCGUGGGGGCGUUUACCCAACAAGGUCCGCCCAUGUUUGAUUUUGUUUGUUAUGAUGACCUCGGUGUUAAGCUUAUUAACUUCGCCCGCUCUAAGGGGGUGGUGCUCGAGUUUAAGGCUGUCCCCACCACCCCCUCAGAUGGGUUUGCCUCCGUCCUAGACGAGGUUAGGACGAGGCAAGAACAAAUGAGAUUUCUCUAUGGAAACCCUCAUCAUCAUCAUCAAGAAGAAUUAGAAGAAGAAGCUUUGAUCAUAAAUUGUCAAAUGUCGUUACAUUACUUAAACCACGUAGAGCCGGAAGAGGACCCUAGUGUGGUGAUGUCGAUGAGGUCGAUGUUUUUUAAGGCAUUGCGGAGUUUGGCUCCGACUAUGGUGGUGGUUGUAGAGGAAGACGUAGAUUUUACGUCUAGGAAUUUGGUUGGAAGGCUAAGAUCUGCGUUUAAUUACUUUUGGAUACCGUUCGAUACGGUGGACACGUUCUUGCCUUGGGGGAGUAAGCAAAGAGAGUGGUACGAGGCCGAUAUUUGUUGGAAGAUUGAGAAUGUAAUAUCUCAUGAAGGGGAUCAGAGAGUGGAGAGGCAAGAGCCGAGGACACGGUGGUCACAACGGAUGAUGGAGGCCGAGUUUAGGGCGGUCGGGUUCAUGGGAGAGGCGAUGACGGAGGUGAAGGCAAUGCUAGAGGAACAUGCUACAGGGUGGGGGUCUAAGAAAGAAGAGGAGGAUAUUGUGCUCACUUGGAAAGGUCAUAAUGUCGUUUUUGCUACUGCUUUGGUACCUUCUUAAAUUAGUUCAGUACUAAUAAUAUGAGUAGUCAUUAACAUUCUUAGUCAGUGCCUGAUGUUGUGUUUGAUUAUUAGCUAGCUUGAUCCUUAUUUUGGCAAAAUUGAUGUUAUUGGCCUUAUUGCUACUAAUUGAGUAAAUUGACGCCUAACUAUUCACUGCGUCCUUAUUCUAAACUGUUUCAAUUUUUGAAACUUUGGAAACAUGAUUUUUGUCAUUUGUGUAAGGUCGUGUCAAUUUCUUUUAAUAUUUUCUUUUUUUGCCAAUUAUUUUUAAACUAGCUUGGUUGUUACGAGUAAUCAGAACACAUAUGUAUG
This is a messenger RNA of Chenopodium quinoa (quinoa), 1899 nucleotides long. Its product is annotated as scarecrow-like protein 32. Lineage: Eukaryota; Viridiplantae; Streptophyta; Magnoliopsida; Caryophyllales; Amaranthaceae. Gene Ontology annotation, biological process: regulation of DNA-templated transcription. Gene Ontology annotation, cellular component: nucleus. Bases 65 to 1585 code for a protein of 506 amino acids. The transcript has a single exon. The record is from RefSeq and is a predicted model, not a curated record. Gene Ontology annotation, molecular function: DNA-binding transcription factor activity; sequence-specific DNA binding.